Cuscuta europaea is the source of this 1751-nucleotide messenger RNA. Lineage: Eukaryota; Viridiplantae; Streptophyta; Magnoliopsida; Solanales; Convolvulaceae. The record is from the annotation of a GenBank genome assembly.
GCUUGAAAGACGAGUCAUGGAUUUGGCACUUAAGAUAUGGGCACUUAAACUUUGGUGGCUUGAAAAUGCUAUCAUCCAAAGGCAUGGUGAAAGGCUUGCCCUUCACCAAUCAUCCUGAUCAGCUAUGUGAAGGUUGCCUAUUUGGGAAGCAAUCAAGGAAACCAUUCCCUAAAGAAGUUACCUCAAGAGCUAAGGAACCAUUGGAGUUAGUCCAUACCGACUUAUGUGGUCCUAUUACUCCAUGUUCACAUGGUAAAAGUAAGUACUUUCUCACUUUCAUCGAUGAUUACUCAAGAAAAACAUGGGUAUAUUUCCUUAAACAGAAAUCUGAGGCCUUUGAAGCAUUCAAGAAAUUUAAGGCUCUUAUUGAGAAAGAAAGUGGGUACACUAUCAAAGCCAUGAGAUCAGAUCGGGGUGGAGAGUUCACAUCAAAGGAGUUUAAUCAAUUUUGUGAAGAUAAUGGCAUCCGCCGUCCCAUGACUGUCCCACGAACACCACAACAAAAUGGUGUUGCCGAAAGAAAGAAUAGGACGAUCCUCAACAUGGCUCGAAGCAUGCUAAAAACAAAGAGUAUGCCUAAAGAUUUUUGGGCUGAAGCUGUGGAUUGUGCUGUUUAUCUUCAAAAUCGCUGCCCCACGAAGAGUCUCGAUGGAAAAACUCCACAAGAAGCAUGGCAUGGAGGUAAACCUGGAGUCUCACACUUGAGAGUAUUUGGAUGCAUUGCAUAUGCGCAUGUACCCGAUCAGACUAGGUCAAAACUCGAUGACAAGAGUGAGAAGUUUAUAUUCAUUGGAUAUGAUAAACACUCAAAAGGGUACAAACUCUACAAUCCGGAUUUGAAAAAGCUUAUAAUAAGUCGUGAUGUGGAGUUUGAUGAAGAAGGCUCAUGGGAUUGGAGCAUUGGUGACAAAGAAGAUUAUAGUCUCUUGCCUCCCAUGGAAUAUGAAGAAGAAGUUGAAGAAAAUCAUGAAAAUACAACUCCUCCACCAUCUCCCACUCAAGCUCAAGCUUCAUCACCAAGUUCGGAUGAAAGAGAAAUACCACGCAUGAGAAGCAUUAAAGAGCUUUACGAGGUAACACAAAAUUUGAACUCAAAUGAUGAACUUACACUCUUUUGUCUAUUUGGUGAUUGUGAGCCACUAAGUUUUCAAGAAGCCACAAGAAACAAGAAAUGGAGAGAUGCAAUGGAUGACGAGAUCAAGUCAAUCGUGAAGAAUAAAACAUGGGAGCUUGCCACACUUCCACCAAAACAUAAAGCAAUUGGAGUGAAAUGGGUAUUUAAGAUCAAGAAAAAUGCAAAAGGAGAAGUUGAGAAGUACAAGGCAAGACUAGUGGCCAAAGGCUACGCCUAGAGACAUGGCAUUGAUUAUGAAGAAGUAUUUGCGCCCGUGGCUAGAUUAGAAACAAUAAGAUUGAUAAUUGCAUUCGCGGCUCACAACAAGUGGAAGAUACAUCAAAUGGAUGUCAAGUCUGCAUUCUUAAAUGGGUUCCUAGAAGAAGAAGUCUACAUUGAGCAACCCGAAGGUUACAAAGUCAAAGGGCAAGAAGGUAAAGUGUUGAGGCUAAGUAAGGCUCUUUAUGGGCUUAAACAAGCACCAAGAGCUUGGAAUAGUAGAAUUGAUCAAUACUUCCAAGCUAAUGGAUUCGUGAAAUGUCCGCAAGAACAUGCUCUAUAUAUCAAGAAAAAUCAUCACGGAGACAUACUGCUCGUGUGCAUAUAUGUGGACGACCUCAUCUUUACAGGUAAUAAC